CUGUCUGUUUUCUCCUACAGUGAUCUCAGUAUGAACAACAUUACUAAGCUGCCCUCAAACCCUGUGCACAACCUCCGCUUCCUGGAAGAGCUACGUCUUGCAGGAAAUGGCUUGACAUACAUUCCUAAGGGAGCAUUUGCUGGCCUUUUCAGUCUUAAAGUGCUGAUGCUGCAGAAUAACCAGCUACGGCAGGUUCCUACUGAAGCCCUCCAGAACUUGCGCAGCCUGCAGUCUCUACGUCUGGAUGCCAACCACAUCAACUAUGUGCCCCCCAACUGCUUCAAUGGCUUGGUCUCCCUUAGACACCUGUGGCUAGAUGAUAAUUCUUUGACAGAAAUUCCCGUCCAAGCUUUUAGAAGUUUACCAGCACUUCAGGCAAUGACAUUGGCACUGAAUAAAAUUCAUUACAUCCCAGACUAUGCUUUUGGAAACCUCUCUAGUUUGGUAGUUCUACAUCUCCAUAACAAUAGAAUCUACUCCCUGGGAAAGAAAUGCUUUGAUGGGCUCCACAGCCUAGAGACUUUAGAUUUAAAUUACAACAGUCUGGACGAGUUCCCCACUGCUAUCAGGACACUAACAAACCUAAAAGAACUGGGAUUUCACAGCAAUAAUAUCAAGUCAAUACCAGAGCGUGCAUUUGUGGGGAAUCCGUCACUUAUCACAAUACAUUUUUAUGACAACCCUAUCCAUCUUGUUGGAAGAUCUGCUUUUCAACACUUACCAGAACUCCGAACUCUGACUUUAAAUGGUGCUUCACAGAUAACCGAGUUUCCUGACCUGACAGGGACUACAAGUCUGGAGAGUUUGACACUCACUGGAGCACAGAUCACCUCUCUCCCCAAAUCAGCUUGUGACCAGUUACCUAAUCUCCAAGUCCUGGAUCUGUCUUACAACCUGCUGGAAGAUUUACCCUGUUUUACUGCAUGUAAAAGACUCCAAAAAAUUGACUUGCAUCACAAUGAAAUUGGUGAAAUCAAAGCAGACACGUUUCGGCAGCUGGCUGCUCUUCGGUCUCUGGAUUUAGCUUGGAACAAAAUUAAAAUUAUUCACCCCAAUGCCUUCUCCUCUUUACCAUCUCUGAUCAAACUGGAUGUGUCAUCCAACCUUUUGUCCUCUUUUCCUGUGACGGGGCUACAUGGUUUAACUCAUUUAAAAUUAACAGGAAAUCAUGCCCUACAAAGUUUGAUAUCAUCUGAAAAUUUUCCAGAACUCAAGGUCAUGGAAAUGCCUUAUGCUUAUCAGUGCUGUGCCUUUGGAGCUUGUGAAAGCCACUACAAAAUCUCCAGCCAGUGGAACAAAGAUGACAAUAGCAGCAUUGACGAUUUUCACAAGAAGGAUGCUGGGUUGUUGCAAAUUCAAGAUGAGCGUGACUUUGAAGAUUUUUUUCUUGACUUUGAAGAAGAUUUGAAAGCUCAUCAUUCAGUGCAAUGCUCACCUUCUCCAGGUCCCUUCAAACCAUGUGACCAUCUCUUUGGUAGCUGGCUGAUCAGAAUUGGAGUGUGGACUAUAGUGGGUUUGACCUUUGUUUGCAAUGCACUGGUGUCUGCUACAGUUUUCAGAUCUCCAUUGUAUAUAUCCUCCAUAAAAGUUUUGAUUGGUUUAAUAGCUAUUGUAAAUGCAUUGAUGGGUCUGGCCAGUGGAGUACUGGCCAGCGUGGAUGCAUCCACUUUUGGCAGCUUUGCUCAGUAUGGAGCACAAUGGGAAAGUGGAAUUGGUUGCCAAAUAACUGGCUUUCUCUCCAUUUUUGCUUCAGAGGCUUCCAUUUUCCUCCUCACCCUGGCUGCACUGGAGCGUGCAUUCUCUGUAAAGCACACUACAAAGUUUGAAACAAAAUCCUCCUUUGGUAAUGUAAAAAUUGCCGUUUUCUUUUGCUUUGUGUUGGCACUAAUCAUUGCAGUGAUGCCACUCCUCACUGGGAGUGAGUAUGGAGUUUCUCCUCUUUGUUUACCUCUACCAUUUGGAGAACCCACUGCGAUGGGCUACAUGGUAGCACUGGUCCUGCUGAACUCCAUUUCUUUCCUAUUAAUGACUAUUGCAUACACAAAGCUCUACUGUAGUUUAGAAAAGGGAGAAUUAGACAACAUUUGGGAUUGCUCUAUGGUCAAACAUAUAGCAUUGCUGCUUUUUACUAAUUGCAUUCUUUAUUGCCCUGUGGCCUUCUUAUCUUUUUCCUCCUUGCUAAACCUCACUUUUAUCAGCCCAGAAGUGAUUAAGUCAAUACUGCUGGUGAUUGUCCCACUGCCUGCAUGUCUAAACCCACUCCUUUAUAUACUUUUCAAUCCACACUUUAAGGAGGACUUGGGAAGUCUGCGAAAACAAACUUUGCUAUGGAGGAGAUCAAAACAUGCUAGUCUGAUCUCUGUAAAUUCAGAAGACUUAGAAAAACAAUCUUGUGACUCAACACAAGCAUUGGUGACCUUCACAAGUGCCAGCAUAUCAUACGACAUGCCUGCCAGCAAUUCACUAAUGCCAUCAUCUUAUCAAAUGACAGAAAGCUGCAAUCUUUCGUCAGUCGCGUUUGUUCCAUGUCACUAG
This is a messenger RNA of Chaetura pelagica (chimney swift), 2535 nucleotides long. It is a transcript of the gene LGR5, whose product is annotated as leucine-rich repeat containing G protein-coupled receptor 5. NCBI's taxonomy places the organism in Eukaryota, Metazoa, Chordata, Aves, Apodiformes, Apodidae. Gene Ontology annotation, cellular component: membrane. Bases 31 to 2535 code for a protein of 834 amino acids. The transcript has 18 exons. Gene Ontology annotation, molecular function: G protein-coupled receptor activity; protein-hormone receptor activity; protein binding. Gene Ontology annotation, biological process: G protein-coupled receptor signaling pathway. The record is from RefSeq and is a predicted model, not a curated record.